AUGGUGUCGCAGGGAUUGUCCAGAAAACACAGCAGCUCUUUUAGAAGUGUGAGUGUUUAUCAGCUCAACCUUGCUAGAAUUGAGCACAACUCUUCAGAGCAAGCCCUAGGCCUUCAAUCAAGAUUGGUUCCAAAGAAUCCAGCAACCUUUAACUAUCCAAUGGGAAAGAGGGUACCCAAUUACCAAUUGCAGAUGAACAUCGCAGCAUGUGGCACGGCUAAGGUGUCAAAUUAG
Messenger RNA from Ilex paraguariensis (yerba mate), 234 nucleotides. NCBI's taxonomy places the organism in Eukaryota, Viridiplantae, Streptophyta, Magnoliopsida, Aquifoliales, Aquifoliaceae. The record is from the annotation of a GenBank genome assembly.